Molecule: messenger RNA, 734 nt
Organism: Ornithodoros turicata
Lineage: Eukaryota; Metazoa; Arthropoda; Arachnida; Ixodida; Argasidae
Exons: 5
Coding region: 234-734 (166 amino acids)
Source: RefSeq, a predicted model, not a curated record
UUCACAGUCGCCCGCAACCCUCCAGCCACUGGAACAUCCUUUUCAGGGGGAAUUACACCAGCUGCGUGUUCCAUAGGCUUUGUUUCUACCUCAAGAAUUUUAAGCUUUCUUUUAAGGUGCAGUAUACAAUUGCACACUUUGUCGAGCAUGAUGAAGUGGAGGUGGUUCCAUGCACAUCGAUAUCUGGAAGUUUUUGCAAGUGGCCAAGACUUCCCACAAACAAAGUUCCUGCCAUGAUCAAAAAGGGAUCUCUCCCAGGCCACAGCUACGACAACUACAAAGUGGACAUGAAAGGAAUAUUCCCAACCUACGAAAAAGUGCGAGAGAAUCUGGCAGUCUCUGAGUACACUUCUGACUUCAGCGGUGCAAAGGAGUUACCACCUAAGAGAAUACGACGUGCUCGCACAUUUGACAGUGACGAAGAUGACGCAUUCCCUGCUGUACCUGACAGCUUCGCAAAAUCUGGUUAUUCUGGGAAAUCUCCAUCCUCAUGCCAGUCCAGGAGGAGUAGCACAGGUUCCAACCAGCGUAGCUGCUCUCCCACACCGUCUUACAGUAAAGAGAUACCUUGUGCCUCUUCACAAGAUGCACGUCGCCCUGGGUCUGCUUUAACUGGUUCUUGCCUCGACACCACUACGCGAUUCCAGGAAUCGUACACCCAACCUGCCACGGAGAGCCAGCCAAUUCUACCAAGCUUGCUGGACACCACUAUUUUCAACGAGCCAGGUAUGUAA